AGCUCAUCAAUCGCUUCAUUAUUUGCGGCUUAUACCCUCUGUCGCAGCAAGCAUUCGCCCAUAAUAUCAAUCGUCAAGCGAACCACGAAAUAGACAGUCGACUCUUGUCAAGAUAAGGAUUGAUCGGCCUGUGAGGCAGUCAACCACAUUCGUCAUCCGGUUGCCCACUGAAUAUAGCACAGUAUCGGCACGCGAUCGCUCAAGGCCGCCUCAAGUCCGGGUUCUUUUGGGCAUCUGCAGUUGCAUAUCAGUUGGGCAUCAUAUUCAUUCAUCCACGGACACAUUCGAUAGCCAAAAUGCAGUCCAUCCCAGAUGCGCGCCAUCAGACCUUUGAGGAAAUCUACGGUCCACCAGAGAAUUUCCUCGAGAUAGAGGUCCGCAACCCCCAAACCCACGGAACAUCCCGCUCAAUGUACACAUCCUACGAAAUCGUCUGCCGAACCAACAUCCCCGCCUUCAAACUCAAACAAUCCAUCGUCCGUCGACGAUAUUCCGACUUUGAAUACUUCCGCGAUAUACUAGAACGCGAAUCUUCGCGCGUGACCAUUCCACCAUUACCGGGAAAAGUGUUUACAAAUCGGUUUAGUGAUGAGGUGAUUGAGCAUAGGAGGGAAGGGUUGCAGCGGUUCUUGCAGAUUGUGGCUGGGCAUCCGUUGUUGCAGACGGGGAGUAAAGUGUUGGCUAGUUUUAUUCAGGAUCCGAACUGGGAUCGGAAUGCGUGGUAAAUGGAUGAUUCAAAGUCUGACACGAUACUCUGCAAUGCCUACACAUGUCAACCAUUUCUAGCAAGUAAUUGAGAUGUAAUUACGUGCUUUUCAUCUUGGUGGCUUUCCUCCUUUUUUAUGUCUUGUUAAAUACCUGUUCUUGUUAUGUUCAAUGCGACUCUUCACUUUUUUUCUCCGUGUUUUUCAGGCUGUUUUAUUUUAGCGAAUGUCUACCAUCUAUAAAUUGAUUUUUGUCGAGACUGAUAAAUAGCAGAAGUGUCAAUAUUCGGUUCAUAUUUCUUUGUUCACGAUCCUCUGAUAUCUCCAGGAGAAAAGUCAAGAGACCAUGGCAAUGUAUUCCUUCGAGAAUAAGAGUUCAUGCAAAAUUCUCAUCUAAUCAUAACAAAAAGAAUUAUCAGACAAAAUACCCGGUUAAUUGAUGUCAUCAUUCCAAUUAAAGGGCGGAAGUGUAUUAUCCUCCCACGAACUUAUGACUGCAUUGCUCGCCGAAGACACGGAGGUGAAACUAGCGCUAUGGUUGCCCAUCCCCGAGCUCGAAGGAAAUGACAAGGACGACAUCAUUCCUUGUCCACCUCCACUCGAAGAGUCAAGUAUCAUACUCGACUGAGUCAACUGGGGCAGGGGCGGUAACAGUGAGCUUAUAGACGUCAGAUUGGCAGAAUCGGGUAAAUGUGGGUUCCGCUUCUUGUCAGGUGAAUUGGCAUCGCUGGUCACUGGUGGUGACAUUAACGGCGGCGGUAGUGAUAAUGACUGCGGAGGUUCUUUUAGUCUCUUGGAUGAUCGCGUUGCGGUCUUGUCCUUCGCAUUGUUAUCGAGAGUCGGUGUAAUCUCAUUACUGUAUUCUCGUUGUUGUAAUGAUCCAAUACUUCCGCCGCUAACGCUGCCACCCUCACGGUAGGCAUUUGGAAAUUUGGUUCUGAAUCUAUCUCUCAGAUCUGUUGCGCGUCGAUGUGAAAGAUUGAGGUGUUUAUCUUGCUGUAUCAGUGUCCAUUGGAAUCCGUGGACUGCAUAGCCUUUGAGAAGAGCUUCAUCUUCAGCCGGCGUAAAUGGCCGGCGCGACCGGCGCUUAGAUUUGAUUGUGAAGUACGGUUCUGCUAUGCCUAAUGAUGAGAGGGUUGACUUGGACUUUGUCGAUUGAGUAGGUGCAGAUUUUGCCGGUACUAAAGACUCUUGAGAUCCGGAUCCAGAUACCGUGGCAGGUGUAGGAGACAGCUGGUUCGACCGAGAAGCUGAGGACGCCGAUAAUUGCUCACCUAGCUUGGAAGAAGUUUCAACUAACUCGGUAGAAAUUGUCGCGCUGUCCUUGGGUCUAGGAUCAGGCAAUAGAAUCUUGCCGCCAACCCCAGAUGUCAAAGACUCCGCAUUCAUCAAUGCACUCGCAAGAGUAUCUUGUAUUUCCUUCGUCGCUUCAUUUGGGUCGGCCGCUCCAUAUGCCCAUGGACAACAGACUCUAAAUCGGUCUUUAAGAUUAGCAGCACUGCGCUUGUUGAAUUUCAACUCCGGUUGUUGUAAAAUAGCCGUCCAGUUUCCGAUGCCGCAUUUGACUACGCCUCUUAGCAGGUCAGUUGUCUCUUGUUCAGUCCAUCGUCGGAGAUUCUUGCGUGAACGGCCACGGGUUUUAGGGGACAUCGGCUCGUUUGCAUCAAUUGGCUUUUCUGAUGGAUUGCCAUUGCCGUCAGCUGGAUUUUGACUAGUGGUUCGAUUCUCAUCAUUUGCUGGCAGCUGAUCAAGCUUCGGCUCCUCGAGAUGAUCAAUAUUAGAUCUAUCCAAACUGUUCGGAUCGAGAAUCUCCUCCAGUCGUAGCUCUCGUUUAUCCCCUUGUUUCUCAGCAUGCUUCUCGGAAAAGACCAGUUCCGAGUCAAUCGUUGGCCUCGUCAAGAUCGAUGGUAAAGAACCCGGUUCAAUAGGCGGGAACAAUGCUGCAUUCGGAGGAGGUUCAUUCAAUCCAUUCAAGAUAGCAAACGGACCGAAAGGUGGUGGCUUCUUCUCGUUUUGUGCCUGCGGGACGGGAAGUUGAAGAUGCUCACUAGAAAAGUAAUCACUGUGUCCAUCUAUACGGCGACGUUUCGAUGAAAUGGUCUCCUCAAACAAAUACGGCAGCUUUUCCACGGUCUGAAGGUUGAUGAAAUCCGGUAGAAUCGUCUUUGGGGGGGGCGGUGCAUUCGGGUUGAGGUGGUUAUCACUUAGACUGGCAUCCGACGUACGAGCAGCGUUGACAAAUUCUUCCAGUGUAGGAAGCCUUUCAGGAAGGUUAGCUCCAACGUGCGGAGUCGUCGUUGAGCCUCC
Talaromyces stipitatus ATCC 10500 is the source of this 3011-nucleotide messenger RNA. Its product is annotated as sorting nexin Snx3, putative. Gene Ontology annotation, molecular function: phosphatidylinositol-3-phosphate binding. Gene Ontology annotation, biological process: late endosome to Golgi transport; endocytic recycling. The coding region runs from base 297 to 725 and encodes 142 amino acids. The record is from RefSeq and is a predicted model, not a curated record. NCBI's taxonomy places the organism in Eukaryota, Fungi, Ascomycota, Eurotiomycetes, Eurotiales, Trichocomaceae. The transcript is spliced from 3 exons. Gene Ontology annotation, cellular component: early endosome membrane; retromer complex.